Messenger RNA from Panicum virgatum (switchgrass), 1397 nucleotides. RefSeq names its product probable ribose-5-phosphate isomerase 4, chloroplastic. The transcript is spliced from 9 exons. Gene Ontology annotation, molecular function: ribose-5-phosphate isomerase activity. Gene Ontology annotation, biological process: pentose-phosphate shunt, non-oxidative branch. The record is from RefSeq and is a predicted model, not a curated record. The coding region runs from base 107 to 1018 and encodes 303 amino acids. Lineage: Eukaryota; Viridiplantae; Streptophyta; Magnoliopsida; Poales; Poaceae.
GGGAAACAGAUGAGGUGCAGCCGUGCAGUGCUGGCCUCGCACCUGCACCACUCCCUUAUCCGCUGGGCCUAGCCCUGCACUAACUGUGAGCUUCUCAACUCCAUCCAUGGAGGCCAUGGCCAGGGCGAGCGUAGCUUCCUCGGCCCAGCUCCGCCCCUGCCCGAGCCCGCGCCGGAAUCGCUGCCCCAUGCGCUGCCCCGGGCGACGUGGUGUUGCUUGCUCGGCCUCGGCGGCCGACGCCGACGUGGUCGACCUCUUCGACGCCGCCAAGCUCACGGUGGACAGGUUCGUGAAGAGCGGCAUGGUGGUCGGGCUAGGCUCCGGGCCGGCGUCCGCCCUGGCGGUCCAGUACCUCGGCACGCGCCUACGCCGGGGAUCUCUCACCGACAUCGUCGCUGUAACCUCGUCCGUGCUCAGUGCUAGCGAGGCAGACAUGGCUGGAAUACGGGCUAGCAGCUACCAGGAAGGAACCCAAAUUGAUUUUGCUUUCACUGAUGCUGAAGUAAUCGAGGAGGGCACGCUGGCUGCUGUCAUCGGGCGGCGCAAGACCGAGAGUGGAGAGCCCUCUUUCAUGGUGGAGAAGGUAUUUAAGCAGAAAUCUUCAGAAUCAACAAUGGUUAAAUCAGCUGAUAAACUUGCCUUCAUCACUGGAAAUGACAAAUACCUGACAGGCGUCGAGGGUUCCAUUCCAGUCCUGGUUAAAAGUGGAAAUUGGAUAGACACUGCUGAAGAGAUCGACGAUUUGUUCCUAGGGGAUGCAGAGGUUUGGAGGAGGCCAUCAUUUGGGACAGCCGGUCCACUGGGGGGUGAUCACCCAUUGGUCACCAAGGAGGGUCAUCACGUACUUGAUGUGAUCUUUACGACCCCCAUCCCUGAUCUUGGCCAGGUAGCAGAGAAGCUGGAGAAAAUUUCUGGCGUUGUGGACCAUGGGAUUAUUUGCAGCAAUCAAUCAUACGCGGUGAUUGCAUCGAAGGGGGAAGUGCAGGUCAUUGAGGAGAAAUCGUCAGUGAUACCAUAGUGCUGCAGAAUUCUCCAGUUGCCUGCGGAGGCGCCAUUUUUCUCAACAUUCCAGAUAAGAGUCUACUUGCAAGUUGGCUGGAAAAUGCCAAGAGUUAGUCGUAUAUAUCGUUAGCGAAAGUUUAAACGGAAAGCAUCUUUUACCGGCAGGUUACUGCUAACUAUGUUGAGCAGCAAAGCUGAGUAUGACUGCAUGACAGGAUGCCGACUGUCAAAUACCUUUACGAUUUCGGCGGUGUGGGGAUCAUGGCCAGCGACCUGUCAUUAGUAGACGAUGCGUGUGUGGAAGCUCCAUUUUUUUUUCCCAAAUGACUGCAACGUGUCAUUUCAUUAAGAAAGAGAGAGAAAAUUGGAAGCUCCAAUCUAAUAUGUAGUUUCCA